Molecule: messenger RNA, 294 nt
Organism: Penicillium cinerascens
Lineage: Eukaryota; Fungi; Ascomycota; Eurotiomycetes; Eurotiales; Aspergillaceae
Exons: 1
Coding region: 1-294 (97 amino acids)
Source: RefSeq, a predicted model, not a curated record
AUGUCCCGCUCAUCAGGAGAUCCGGAGGCCAUCCGGCGGGCUUUAGAACGCGCCCGAGACUGUGAAACUGGCUCGGUGGACGAUCAUACUACCACCAUCCUCGAAGCUGCUAUCGCUGAACUAUGGAGUCGGAUCAGCGCCGCACCCCAAACCUAUGUUCCUAGUCCAGAUGAGUUUGCUCUUCUCAACUAUUUCCUCGAACGCUACCGUGGUUCCGCUGUGGCCCAAGGGGCCGUGAGGCGAUUCUGGGACAAUUAUCACGGCCCGCCCAAUGUCGACGGAAGAAAGAAAUAA